AUGUCGACAAGUAAGCUGCGUAAAGCAGUCUCACUUUGGUUUAUACUGUUUUACGCUUUGGUGGGCGUUCCACUAUGGUACAAGUUGACAGCGAUCUACAGAGCACCUUUGCCGGUCAAGUAUAUCGAGGCCGUGCACGAAAAUUUGCAUUCGGAUGUGCACGUAACUGUGCCCGUCUACGUGCGUUCUGACACUUACACUUUCCCCGACGUUCACGACGCUGUCCAGGUGCAGGUCAACGAGCUUCUACGGUCGAAACAAGGCCCAGUGACUUGGUCGCUCCAGGUUUUGCCAUUCGACAACACAACAGUCGAUCCUGAGCUUGACCAUGUUGUCACGCUGGUGCUUGACGACGAUAUCGGGUUCACGAUCCUUUACGAUUCGAAAGAAACCAUUGUGUUCUUCAACGACGAAACUGUGGCGUCCAACGACGUGCCGUUUUUCGUCGCGCAAACGCUUGUCGAACACACGUUUGAGCUAGAAUGGCGCAAAUUUUCGAGUUCUACGGGUGCCAACGACCAAAACAGCAUGGCUAUCGAGUAUAGCCCCAAUGUGCACCUUUCGCUCUCGCUUUUGACCGGCGACGGCCGUCCCGUGGCUUGGGACAUAGAACCCGUAUUGCAGCAGUACUUCACGCCUUUGCGAGAAUUUUUGGCCCCGCUCGUCAAUUUUACCGUUGACACCGAUAUCGUCCAGGUCAACGAUCUUAAGUUAGCGUCGCUGCGCGGCGCAACAUCGCCCAGCUGGCACGAUUUGUCGCAUGCAAUUGACCUCUCGGAGCUUUCAACGACAAACUACUACAAGGAACGAUCCGUGCUGCAUCUGGCUAUCGUGUUUCCAAGCGCAGCCGCGGGUGAGCUGGAUUUCAUCAACGCCACGACGAUCCAUCCUUGGCAAAGCUUUCUUGUUCCUCAGUGGGGUGUUCUUAUGCUAAACCGAAAACCACUGGACGACAACACCCGCAUUACAGAAUCGUACCUGAAACCCGUGAUUUACAGCUUUUCCAGAGAGUUACUUCAGCUCCUCGGGUUGACAUCCGGGAACGAAGAUCUUUCUACGCCCUAUGUGACCAUGGAGUCUUUCCAGAGGAUGACGAUUUUGAAAAACCUCGAAAAGAGUAUCGACACCCUCUGGUCGCUUGUCAAGCUCACGCAACAGUUUCCUCAGAUGGCUGUUCCACGCGAAGUUUUAGACGAUGUCACCGCCGCGUUGGAUUUGAGAUUGAAAAUUGUGCAUUUACUCAACGACCCCUGCAAAGGAGGCAGAUCUACAUGGAACGAAGCAUUACAUCUGAGCAACGAGCUCUUGGCACUCUGCGAAAAGGCGUUCUUCCAUAAAGAAAUGGUCCAACAGAACUUCUUCCCGCAGGAACACAAGAUUGCCGUCUAUCUUCCGCUACUCGGUCCCCUGACGGUCAUAAUGCUCACGGGCUUCAUAAAUGCGUUCAGGAAGAAGGGCCUAGACCUCGAUAAAAAAGAGAGAUAA
Lachancea mirantina is the source of this 1485-nucleotide messenger RNA. NCBI's taxonomy places the organism in Eukaryota, Fungi, Ascomycota, Saccharomycetes, Saccharomycetales, Saccharomycetaceae. The record is from the annotation of a GenBank genome assembly.